CAGCGACAUAGAUCGCACGCAUGUAUCGCGAGUGAGUGCUGCAGUGUUGUGGGGCAAAGGCCCAUACAUUCGAAAAUAGCAAACGAAAAAAUUGAACCCCAGAUGGGAGUAUACGAGGAGAGGGGGACGAUGCACUGGCAACAAAGUGAGAGAUACCUAACGUCGGCGUACGAGGGGGGCGGCGACUUGUCCCCUGUCGCGCCCGCGACUUCCCCUGGCUCACCGCGUGACUGCACCUCGUGUCGCAAGAGGGAACCCCCGGACGAAACGCCCCAACCUCCCCCUGAAGACGCUUGUGCCGGCUGCGGCGGCCGUAUCACCGACAGAUACUACCUUCUGGCACUAGAGCGCCGCUGGCAUACACCCUGCCUAAAAUGUUGCGAAUGUAAAAUGCCCCUCGACUCAGAACAGCGGUGCUACGCCAGAGACAGCAACAUUUUCUGCAAAAAUGAUUAUUUCAGGUUAUACGGCUCAAAGCGAUGUGCUCGCUGCAAUACCCCAAUCUCUGCUUCGGAACUAGUGAUGCGUGCGCGGGACCUGGUGUUCCACGUGCACUGCUUCUCAUGUGCUCUAUGCAGCACCCCUCUGAACAAAGGAGACACCUUCGGCAUUAGAGAUUCAGCAGUUUACUGCAGGCUGCACUAUGAGACCAUGCCGGACUACGGCGCACACAUGGCCGUACCAGGCCCUCCACAGAUGUGUCCAGUGCCCUACGCUACGGGCCCCGCACCUGGACCUCACUACCCCCCGUACCCUUCCCCAGAGUUCGCUCGCGUGGACAAUGAUGUUCCUAAAGGUCCGUUCUUCAACGGCUCCACAGCGCCCCCUCCCCGACAAAAAGGACGACCCCGAAAAAAGAAGCCCAAAGAUCAGGAACUGAUGGCUGCAAACUUAGAUCUCAAUCCGGAGUACCUGGAACUCGGGUUCCGGGGCGGUGCUGGACUGGGCUCAUCGUCGCGCACCAAGCGCAUGCGUACCAGCUUUAAACAUCACCAGCUAAGAACAAUGAAGUCAUAUUUCGCGAUCAACCACAAUCCAGACGCUAAAGAUCUGAAGCAACUGAGUCAGAAGACAGGCCUGCCCAAACGAGUUUUGCAGGUUUGGUUCCAGAAUGCCCGGGCCAAGUGGAGGAGGAUGGUGACAAAGCAGGAGAGCAAGCUCUCCGACAAAUGCUCCCCAGAUGCUUCUCUCGAUAUGGACCUAUACCAUGGUCAAAUGGGGUCGAUUCAGUCGUUGCCACCUCACAGCCCACCCUACAGCGUAAUGGGAGGCCCACCGAGCCCGAACUCCAUGGAUUGCCCCUAGCCUUCAUUAAGCGCCUUAUGAGCGCCAUAAACCUUAAUCCGUGUGGUACGCCAAGCCGCACUAUGCGGAGGGGUGUGCCAGCUGCCUCCUACAAG
This is a messenger RNA of Spodoptera litura, 1400 nucleotides long. It is a transcript of the gene Bmap-A, whose product is annotated as apterous A. Gene Ontology annotation, cellular component: nucleus. Gene Ontology annotation, molecular function: DNA-binding transcription factor activity, RNA polymerase II-specific; RNA polymerase II transcription regulatory region sequence-specific DNA binding. Gene Ontology annotation, biological process: regulation of transcription by RNA polymerase II; neuron differentiation. Lineage: Eukaryota; Metazoa; Arthropoda; Insecta; Lepidoptera; Noctuidae. The record is from RefSeq and is a predicted model, not a curated record.